UCCCGUUGAUAAAGAUCAAGUUUCUGUGAAUCUCCCCUCCCAUUUUAUCUAUUGUGACAUGCUCGUUAAAACAAUUUGCUUUGCACCAUAAAUCAAAUUGAAAUGGACCUGGUGUAUAUCAGUAGUAUUUUGGUUUUUAUUUACAGAACGCAGGGCUGUGAAGAUGUUUCAACAUUACCCAAUAUGGAUCUUCGUGCACGCAACAACCCCAUUAAAGGGAUGUCGGGUAACGACCCAAUCAUCACCGAUAGUUUUAUUGAUAACGGAUGGUAUUCAGUCGUGUACAGCGGCCUUCAAUACGUGAUGCCAGAUAAUACGACAAUACCAGGAUACCAGACAUGCGGAACAUAUUACCCCUACUACAUAAAAGGUAUCCACCCUUCGACGGAAGAAAUGAAUGAUGAUGACAUCGCGGACAUAACUGUUUGUGCACGAACCGCGUAUGCCAGUUGCGUAGAAGAAAGAAAAUUGAAAUUGAGGAAAUGCGGAAAUGAAACACAGUAUAAUCUAAAAUAUACCAUACCGAAAUCUGCGUACUGUUUUGAUCCACCCGGAAUUGGACAUCUUUCAGAAUUUACUGAGCCACCUGCUGAUGUGGACCUCGGCCAUAUGUUUAUAAAGCCGUGGCUUAAAUUCGAACAGGCGAUAAACGAUCAAAAUGAAAUUUAUACCAAACCAACGAGUACUUUCGAAUGCGUAUUCAAUGACCAAGGUUACUUCUACACGUCAUACUGGUAUGUAAACAAUAAGGAGAUUAUGCGAAUGGGCCCAAGUCAAAACGAAACGCACAUUUUGACGGAAGAAACACUCAAAGUUCAAAAAAUUGUGAUGGGAUUCAACGUCAUAUGCGGUUUGCGCGUAUCUGCAGACAAGACUGGACAAAGAACCCAACUUAAUUCAUCAGAUUCAUUCUUUGCUGGAAUACAGGCUACAGAACCUCUGAUUUAUAUGACUAAAACAGACGAUGCAGAAGUAAAGUUUAAGGUCACUGUUCCAGUCGGUGCUAUAUAUAACGAAGAAAAUCAAGAGGAUUUGUCUACUACUUUAAGCAUGAUAAAUCCAAUGUCUACAAGAGAAUGCGGACAACUAGUCUUUCUAUCACACAACAGUAGAUGUGGACUUGAGAUUACAGCUUAUACAGAGGACACUAUAAAUAAAUGGGAUAGCAACUACACCUAUACGUUCAAUAUAUCAACAUCCACAACCGACGUAAAUGGUGGGGAAUACUUUCAGUUUAGACUUCAGAAUCAAAACAUAGGACAUAAUAUUUGGCGUGGUUACACAACUGAUGUUAUUCAAAUAAUUGUAACUGAUAGUACCACGACGUAUAUGACACCAUGUUUUUCCCAUGUUGACCCGCACCAUCGAACCUUCGACGGAUAUUCUUACGAUCAACAACAAAAUGGAACAUACCUACUUUAUGGAAACAGUGCAUUCGGCAUAGAGGUGCACGAAAUGCUUGGUGCAUGUAUGAACGGCAAUGCACAAUGUGCUUGCGGGGUUUAUGUCAGAGCGGGCGCCGACGCAUUUACAAUAGAUCUUUGUCAUGAGACACCCUUUAUCGACUACUCGCGGUGUGGAGAUGACAGUCGAACGUUGCUAGUUUACGAAAUAGGAAAUGACUACAAGAUAUAUACACCAAUUGGAAGUUGGGUGAAUAUUGACAUUGAGCCACACCUAGGUUAUAAAAAAUUUAUGAACAUCGCCGUCUACAGUUCUCCAAAAGAUUUCAAUAAAACACAGGGUCUAUGUGGAUUAUAUGAUAAAAAUAUAUCUAAUGACAUGAAAUACAGUAACGGUAAUCAAGAUGAGCUUAACAGAAACACCAAAAGCUAUGCCCGUCACCAUAUAGAGUUCGCAAACAGUUGGAAACUUAAUGAAAGCAGCAGUCUUUUCGGUUUACGAACUAAUUUACAAAAAUGGGGUAAUUAUUAUUUCGAUCAAUGCUUAUGUUCUUUCACGAGUGCAGAAAAUUACUUGGAUAAAUGUUCACCAAGAGCAAAGCUUGCUAAGAAUUGCUACGUAUAUAACAAUGAAACAGAACAUAACACAUGUGCAAUCAACAAAGGAGGAAAAAGGGAUAUCAACCAUAAUAGAAGGCAGAGAGAAUAUGACCGCAUUCUUAACACAAAGCGCAAUAGUUAUCCAAGGAACAAGCGGCAAAGAAGACAAUUACAGGAAAUUACCGAAGUGGAAGCCUUUGAUAUCUGUGAAGGUUUGAUCAACUCCUCAGCAGCUGUUGACAGUGGAUUGUUUAAUGGUUACCUAGAGAUGGAUUCUCUAAGUAUUGCUCAAAUGUGUACAUUUGACGUCAUGGUAGGAAAUGAUGCAACCUUUGCAAACGUCCACGUUGACGCUAUAAAUAAAAUUACCAAAAAUAUCAUAGAGCACGACUCUGCGUUCGUGAAUAAUAACAAAACUGUUGUAACAGUGUUUCUGAAAAAUUCUUGCCCGAAAAAUUGCAGUGGAAACGGAGUGUGUUCCGAAAACGGAACGUGUAUCUGUUUUGAGUUCUAUCACAACAUUGAUUGUCGAACUGAUGAACGCGAACAAUUAAGCGUAUUAGGUUUGGAAGGCGGUGGACUAUGUACUGUUUCAAACGAGGAAGAUUGUCGCUGCUUCUAUAUUUAUACCACUAAUCUUUUAAAAACAUUUAGCUGCAGACUUAGCGGGUACAUGAUAUACCACGACAAUACAUUCGAAAACAUAUCAAAAGUGACACGAACUGGUGAAUAUAAAGAUGUGUUUACGGGUGAUUGUUGUCUUGGAGAUGAAACACGAAGAAGACGACAGACAGCCAAGAACCCGUUUUACCUGCAUUACCGGAUAUCCAUCAGUAACGAUGACAACACUUUCAGUGACGAUAAGGAUAUGUAUGUUUACAGUCCUCAGUGUCAAGAGGCUAUUCCAUUCUCAGGCGGCGCAUAUAAUAUUGUACUAAAGAAUGGAUACUGUUACAUUGAUGGUAUUUGCAUAUCAGACAAUCAAACACAUCCAACAGAUGAAUGUUUACGGUGUUUAGUAUCUGCAGAUGUAACUAAAUGGACACAUGAUUGCCUCAUCACACAGGAAGAAACUCGUUUAAAUGGAUGGAUGGUUGCAGUCAUCAUUGUUAGCAUUUUGUUUGUCAUGGCAGUGAUCGGUGUGGUUGUAUUUGAAUGUAAAAAUCAAAUGAGCAAACGUCAAGUGUCCGAUUCUCUAUACCAGGACAUUAUUCGACCAUCGGACUCUGUCACUAAUGCUGGUUAUAUGGACAUGGCAGAAACAUCGUUAGAAAACUGAUUGUUUCAAAUAGUAUGAAUCCUGUUGGCACCAUACAUCGACGAUUACAAUCUAAACUACUAUUUGUUGUGAGAUAAAAUAAUGACCAUUUAAAAUCUGGAUAUUUUCGUUGUGAUUAUGAAUGUAUAAAACUCACCAGCUUUUGUAUUAUUAACUUAAGUGUUUUUGCCUGCAUUACUUUGAAUGAUUUCACUUUCGAUCAUUUAUUGCUAUCAAAAUUGCACUGGUAAGAUACCUGAAGGCUAUUAUUAAUAGUCGGGUAGAGCUACUUUCCCUUACGUUUGUGGUCGACCAACGAACAACUUAAACUGUUGAUUUAUCUGAUAUCCAGAGGGCAGAUAUCAGGCAAUAUGUAUAUCAAAACAAAGAAUUUUAAUUAUUAUCAAACAAUUGUAACGUACAUGUAUAUUUUGAACUGUUGUAUACGUAGUAUUAUGCUGUUAUUUUGUGUGUGUUUUUGACGUGCGUACGUGCGUGCGUGCAUGCGUGAGUAAGAAUUGUAUAUUUUAUAACAUAAGACAUUGAUAUAUUUACCAAGUAAAGAUAAGAGUUUACUAAGUAAUUUCUUCGUGAAAAGGUAACCUAAGGGAGCGGAGCUCAGGAAGCUACCGCCGUUUCUUAUUCUUGAAGAAAUUACUUUAUAAAUUCUAACCUACUUAGUGUUAGCCCCUCAAAUAGCAUCAGCUGUAGAAUUAUACCGUGUGCUUGUCAAAAAGACCUGUUAAUCUCAGCAUGACUCCCCAAUAGCCCCAGGUAUUGUGACUUCAUUAAAAUCAGCGUUGACAAUAAAACAUGCGCCUUUGCAUAUGCAAACAGUAGGUGUAGCUGUAUGCACAUGCGCAGUAAUAGCAAGUUACUUGAUCACGAGGAGUUGUCUUCAGAAUUAAGUAACGAUUCUUCACAAAUAAAAAGCUAAACAUUUUAAAACUCUAGCGUAUCUGAUUGGCUGAAACUACAGGGAAAACAUUAAGUGUAUUUGGUAUUUUGUGAAAUCCCAAAUGAACAAUGAAUUUUUUGUUAACUUUUUACAAUUUUGUACAUUGCCGUACGUAAAGAUUUCAUAUAACGUGUCCUGGAUUCUUUUGCAUGAUGUAGUUUUAUAGAUUAUACGUGUCGAUCUUAAUAAUGUCAGUGUACGUGUAAGAAGACGUGCGCCUGGACUUUGUAUAUAGUGUGUGAUUUUAUUGUUAUUAUCGCUGUUAUCUGGUGCCAUGAUAACGAACAUUUUCAAGUACAAUUCUAGAUUAAGGCUCAGAAAAAACUUUGGAUAAAUUGCAAAGAAUCUAAAAAAAAAAUAAAAAAGCAAUUUUUUUAAUUUUAAAUUUCGGAUAGUAUUAAAAUUCACCAAUUUUUAUCAUUAAAAUUCAACUAGAAAGAAAGUUACAAUGAAAUGAAGAUUUGCAGUCUUGCCAUUUAUUUAUGAUUUUUUUUUAUAUUUUAUCAUUAACAGUAAUAUAAUGUACUAACAACUGUUUAUGCUUCUUUUAGGUCCCGUUUUUACGUGUAUUAACAGUGGUUAUUGAACUGUAAAUAAACUCGUACUCAUAACUGA
Mya arenaria is the source of this 4834-nucleotide messenger RNA. RefSeq names its product von Willebrand factor D and EGF domain-containing protein-like. Bases 103 to 3282 code for a protein of 1059 amino acids. The record is from RefSeq and is a predicted model, not a curated record. Lineage: Eukaryota; Metazoa; Mollusca; Bivalvia; Myida; Myidae. The transcript is spliced from 21 exons.